AUGGGUGUCCCCAAGUUCUUCAGAUGGAUGUCUGAACGCUAUCCGGCUAUUUCGCAGCUCAUUGCGGAAAACCGGAUACCGGAGUUCGACUGCCUCUAUCUCGAUAUGAACGGCAUCAUCCACAACUGCACGCACAGUGACUCCGACUCGCCGACGCAUCGCAUGUCCGAAGACAAGAUGUUCAUCGCGAUCUUCAACUACAUCGAACACCUUUUCGGCAAGAUCAAGCCCCAGAAGCUGUUCUUCAUGGCUAUCGAUGGUGUCGCUCCCCGCGCGAAGAUGAACCAACAACGUGCUCGUCGUUUCAGGACUGCCUUGGACGCUGAGACUGCCAGGGAGAAGGCGAUCAAGGAGGGUGUGGAAAUGCCGAAGGAAGCUGCGUUUGACAGCAACUGCAUUACGCCUGGCACCGAGUUCAUGGCCAGGCUAACCCAGCACUUGAAGUAUUUCAUCAACAAGAAGGUUUCGGAGGACGUCGACUGGCAGGGCGUCGAGGUCGUUCUCUCCGGCCACGAGGUCCCCGGCGAGGGAGAGCACAAGAUCAUGGAGUACAUUCGCCAGGCAAAGUCACAGCCCGGCUACGACCCUAAUGUUCGCCACUGUCUGUACGGCCUGGAUGCCGAUCUGAUCAUGCUUGGCCUUCUCAGUCACGACCCGCACUUCUGCUUGCUCAGAGAGGAAGUCACAUUCGGCCGACAGAACCAGAAGAAGUCCAAGGAGCUGGAGCACCAGAAUUUCUAUCUCAUGCAUCUUUGCAUUGUCCGAGAGUAUUUGGAGCUCGAGUUUCAGGAGCUGGAAGAGCCUGGCGCUUUGGAUUUCCCAUUCGACAUGGAACGUGUUAUUGACGACUUCAUUCUCAUGGCUUUCUUUGUUGGAAACGAUUUCCUUCCAAACCUACCGCAUUUGCAUAUCAACGAGGGCGCUUUGGCGCUCAUGUUCAACGUCUACAAGAAGGUUCUGCCCAAAGCCAAGGGCUACAUCAACGAGGGUGGCGUCAUCAAUUUGGAGCGAUUGGCGAUACUCUUGGAUGAACUUUCUCAUGUGGAAUACCGUUUCUUCGAGGCAGAAAACGCCGACGCUGCUUGGUUCAAGGGCAAGCAGUUGGGACGUGAAGACGUCAUGGAGCGCACGAAGAAGCGCGGGAAGAUCAUCAUGACUACGCGUCAGAAAGAGCUCUACAAGACUGUACGUCAGUAUGUCAACAGUCGUUCUCCCAACGGCCAAGGUGAGCCAUUGGACUUGCCCUCCAGUCUGCCAGCCAGCGAUCGAAAGUUCGCGGAAGAACUGGCAGAUAGUCUCCAUUUGCAAUGGAAGACUGUGGAGGACGACCAAGGCGAGCGCCAUCUUCAGGUCGCUUUUCCGCCAGGCCUCGGUGAUGACGACGACGAUGAGGAGGAAGACGAGGAAGCACAGAACGCCAUCCUCCGCGUGCUCAAGCGUUAUGACAACGCUCAGAUCGAGGAUGUCUCGCCAGACGAGGCUCAGGCAGAGAUGAAGAAGAAGUAUGACGAGAAGUUCCAUUCUUGGAAGGACAACUACUACAGGUCGAAGCUGGACUGGGGCUUAGACGACAAGGAUGAUCUGCGGGCGUUGGCAGAGAACUAUGUGCAAGGACUCCAAUGGGUUCUUUUCUACUACUACCGAGGUGUGGCAUCAUGGCCAUGGUACUAUGGCUACCACUACUCGCCAAUGAUUUCAGACGUGAAGGAAGGCCUGAAGGCCGAUCUUAACUUCAAGCUUGGCCAACCUUUCCGCCCUUACCAGCAAUUGAUGGGUGUGCUUCCGGACCGAAGCAAAUCCAUCGUCCCAGUUGCGUACCACGAUUUGAUGACCAACAAGGAUUCUCCAAUCAUCGACUUCUACCCCAGAGACUUUGAGUUGGAUAUGAACGGCAAGAAGCAGGAGUGGGAGGCUGUUGUGAAGAUUCCGUUCAUUGAUGAGAAGAGACUGCUUCCUGCCAUGGCCACCAAGGACGAUUUGCUCUCGCCUGACGAGAAGAACCGGAACGAGUUCGGAGUCACGCUCAAGUUCACUUCUCAACCGGAUCUUGACUAUGUCUACCCGUCCUCAAUGCCUGGGGUAUUCCCAGACCUUCCUCAUUGUCGAUGUGUUGAGAACAUCUUCGAACUGCCUACCAUGGAUGGGCUCGAAGUUUACAUCGGCCUUGUCGAUGGAGUCAAGACGGGUAUCGAUGCGCUUGCCGGUUUCCCAAGCUUAAAGGUUCUGCCUUUCCACGGUGCUCUGGCUUUCCAUGGUGUCAGUGUAUUUCAACAGGAGAGCAGGAACGAAAGUAUGGUCGUCAAUCUACUGGAAACUGAGGAGCGCAACAAGGCCUCAGAGGCACAGAGGAAGCUUGGCAGCGCCGUUCAUGUUGGCUACCCUUUCCUUCAGGAAGCCAAAGUUGUCAAGGUGUCAGACGAGCUGUUCGACUACGUGGAGGAGAACGGACAGGUUCUCGCAAUUCCCCAUGGCCCCCGGGAAAUCUCGGACUUCAAAAAGAAGGCCAACCGCAUCGAGAGCUUUUACAGCAAGCGCCUUGCCAUGGACAUUGGUGAUGUAGAAUCCCUUGUGCAUGUCGAGAUGCUGAAGGGAUUGAGGAAGACCGACGAGGGUGCCACCGUCAAGGAGUACGGUGUAAUUCCCGGCCAAGAGACUGACUUCGCGGCUCAGACGAUUGUGGAUGAGGUCGUGAGUGCGGACCAGCGGUUCUUGGAGAAGGCUGCUGUUCCGAUUGAAGAAGAGUUCCCCGUUGGGUCUAGGGCUUUCUUCCUGGGCGAAUUCGCCUAUGGACGCCCGCUCGAGGUUUUGGGACACGCAAAUGGAAAGGCAGAGUCCUGGGUCCUUGUCGCAAAAGGAAAGGAGCCGGACUUUGGAAAGCAAAUCGUCAGGAAGGCGGAAUCCCAGGCGAACUAUCGUCCGUCCUAUGCUGUCGCUCGGCAGCUGCAGAUGAAUCCUCUUGCUUUGAGCAAGGUCACAUCGUCACUUUCGGUCAGCUCGAGUGGACUUCGUCUUAACUUGGGCCUGAACCUUAAGUUUGAGGCGAAGAAGCUCAAGGUCCUCGGAUACUCUCGCAAGGGUGAAACCGGAUGGGAGUACAGUCCAAAGGCCAUUGAUCUUAUCACGCAGUAUAUGAUCAAGUUCCCAGAGUUCUUCGCCGUGAUCCAGGCCAACCCCAAGGGCGACAUCUACGAGGAUACGGACUUCUACCCUGAGGACAUUGCCAAACAAAAGAUGAAGGAAAUCGGCUCGUGGUUGAAGUCCAUCGAAUCGAAGAAGUUUGAGAAAGUGCCUCUUGAGGCCCAACAGCUCGACUCAGACGUUGUCAAGGAGAUCGAGCAGGCUGCGGACUAUAGCCGCGACAACGGCCCUCAAACCGAAGGAAAGAAGAUCAAGGGCGUUCCUCGCCAGGCGCUUCUCAAGCCCUCUGAUGCUGAGCAGCAGAUUAGUGGGCAGAGAUUCUCUCUUGGAGAUCGAAUCGUGUACGUGCAGGAUUCCGGCAGAGUUCCUAUCGGGCAGCGAGGUACCAUUGUCGGCAUGACACGCACUCCGAGGACCACCCUCCUCGAUGUCGUUUUUGACACAUCGUUCAUGAGUGGAACUUCUCUUGGCGAACGUUGCUCGCCCUUCCGUGGAUCGACAGUUCCGGCCACGUCUGUGCUGAACCUUACAGACAAGCAAUGCGUUGCUAUGUCGCUGGCCGGCAACGCUAAACGGCCCCAAUCUACUUUCCAGCCCCUGACCGUUCAUAACGCUGCCUAUGGCAUUUCUGGUCAAAGCGAGCUAGUCCCUGCCGAAGCGCCCGCGCCCCUGGCAGGCUCUUUCCGAGGCGCGGUAGCUGGUCAGAAUCGUGGCAACUUCCGUGGCCGCGGACGCGGUGGAAUCACGCCACAGAACGGGAUUCAGCAGAACGGCCAUAACGGACAGCAGUACGAGCUGCCUAUCCGUAAUGGGCCUCCCAGUGGGCCCGCAAACGGCGUGCAGCGCGGCCGAGGCGGCGCCAACGGCUUCGCUCCUCGUGGCCGGGCGAACAACAACUUUGUGCCCCGCGGCGGGCGCGGCGGCGGCCGUGGGGGUGGCAAUCAGCAAGGCUUCACCGUCAUCGACAACAGCGAUCCGACAGAUGGCGUCGUCAGGAACAACCCCAACUUCCGUCCCCAGAGCUACUCGGCCGUGCCCCCUCCUCCUACGCUGGAUGCGAACGCGUUCCGUGGCGGGCGAGGUAGGGGUCGUGGAUUCCGUGGCAACCGCGGCGCCGGUAGGGGCGGUCGUGGUGCUGCGGCAGGCCAGGCACAGUAG
Messenger RNA from Diplodia corticola, 4296 nucleotides. RefSeq names its product 5-3 exoribonuclease. NCBI's taxonomy places the organism in Eukaryota, Fungi, Ascomycota, Dothideomycetes, Botryosphaeriales, Botryosphaeriaceae. The record is from RefSeq and is a predicted model, not a curated record. The transcript has 3 exons. Bases 1 to 4296 code for a protein of 1431 amino acids. Gene Ontology annotation, molecular function: 5'-3' RNA exonuclease activity; RNA binding. Gene Ontology annotation, cellular component: nucleus. Gene Ontology annotation, biological process: rRNA catabolic process; nuclear-transcribed mRNA catabolic process.